AUGCGUUUUCAACCUCAGAUUACCGCUUUGGUCUUGGGGACAGUUGUAACAUCCAGCCCAGUCUCCACGGACACAGGGUGCAACGUCAGCCAAUAUGUUAACGUACUUACUACUAGUGGUACUAUUACUGGACACGUUCCAUCAAACUCGAACUGUGUCGUCGAGUUCUUGGGCAUUCCUUAUGCGCAGCCACCGGUCGGGCAACUGCGAUUCGAAGCUCCCAUCAAGCUCAACGCUACUUUGAAACCUUUGAUCGCUGCAAAUUAUGCCGCAGACUGUCCUCAUGCAACCUCAAAUCUUUCAGGCUACCCAGGUUUCACUGCACAGGGCCCAAAGUGCGUUGCUGACUUCCUAGUUGAUGCUGGUACCCCUCAGAGUGAGGAUUGCCUAUAUUUGAAUGUCUGGACUAAAGCAACUAGCGUAGCAGAUGCUACCAAGCCCGUGUUGGUAUUCUUCUUUGGAGGAGGAUAUAAUUAUGGAGGUACUGACACUGCUUUCUACAACGGCAAGUAUUUUGCGGACGCGCAGGACGUCGUGGUUGUUACGGUCAACUAUCGAAUUGACGUCUUCGGCUUCCCUGGAGCCCCAAGCCAACCGGCCAACCUCGGUCUCCGCGAUCAGCGCGUUGGUGUUGAAUGGGUUCGCGAUAACAUUGCUGCGUUUGGUGGCAAUCCUGAUAAGAUCACCAUAUUUGGACAGUCUGUUGGGGGUGAAGCAGUCGACUUUUGGGCCUAUGCAUACGAGCAAGAUCCCAUUGUCAGUGGCAUCAUCGCCCAUUCUGGCAACGCUUUUAGUUUUCCGUUCAAUAGUGCCGCUACUGUUGAGAAAAAUUGGAAUUCUAUUGUAGCUGGUGUAAAUUGUACUAAUAGCGAGGAUCAAUUGGCUUGCGUGCGGCAAGCUAACUGGCAGGAUAUUCUGGCGGUUUCGGAAACAAUUAGACCUCUUCCAAGCGACAACUUCUUGAGGUCUAUCUCCCAUUUCUCUCCCUUCCCCGAUGAGGAGGUUGUCUUUUCUGACUACAUCAAUCGAACCAUUGAUGGUAACUUUGCCAAGGUACCCAUCAUGUUUGGAAAUACGAACAAUGAAGAUGGCUUCUAUCGCCUCGUUCCAUAUGCCCUAACAGGUCAGCUACCGACUUCUCAAGAUGUGACCAGAUUUCUUCUCGAGUCUUUCACUUGUCCGGUAACAUUUCAAGCUGGGGCUCGUCGCAGUCACGGCGUUCCGGCAUGGACCUUCCGAUAUAUGGCCGACUGGGAUAAUACUCGCCUAUACAGUAUAAACGGCAGUACGAGCGGUGCCUACCACAUGGUCGAUUUGCACAUGAUCUUCGGGGCUUCAGAGGAUAUUACCGGACUGCCAACGACAGUUGAUCAAAGAAACUUAACACGGAUUAUGCAAACAGCUUGGGCGUCCUUUGCUGGUGAUCCUGUUGACGGUCUUACCGGCUUGGGGUGGCCACAAUUUGAACAGAAUAAGGAUUCGUACAUUUUACUUGGCGCAAACAACACCCCUUCUGUCCAGUUUGUGACUCCCUCAGACUGGGACACUCCAUGUUCUACUGUAACCUUUGGCCUUUUCGGCACUUCUACAGCAAUACCUUCUUCUUAA
Messenger RNA from Trichoderma virens Gv29-8, 1608 nucleotides. RefSeq lists its product as uncharacterized. The record is from RefSeq and is a predicted model, not a curated record. The transcript has 2 exons. Bases 1 to 1608 code for a protein of 535 amino acids. Lineage: Eukaryota; Fungi; Ascomycota; Sordariomycetes; Hypocreales; Hypocreaceae.